This is a messenger RNA of Morus notabilis, 934 nucleotides long. Its product is annotated as peroxisomal membrane protein 11B. Gene Ontology annotation, cellular component: peroxisomal membrane. Bases 84 to 770 code for a protein of 228 amino acids. Gene Ontology annotation, biological process: regulation of peroxisome size; peroxisome fission. The record is from RefSeq and is a predicted model, not a curated record. NCBI's taxonomy places the organism in Eukaryota, Viridiplantae, Streptophyta, Magnoliopsida, Rosales, Moraceae. The transcript has a single exon.
UACGUAUUCUCUCUCAAAACAAAACAAAAGGCACUUCUUCUUCUUCAUCAUCAACCACAAAACAGACGAUAACAAUCAAAACCAUGAACGACACAGUGGACAAGUUGGUGGUCUUCUUGGCAAAGCGAGAUGGCAUCGACAAGCUCGUCAAGACCUUCCAAUACGUCUCGAAGCUAGUCCACUGGCACGUCGAGGCCACCAACCCCGGCGUGGCUCAGCGAGCCAAGCAAUGGGAGGUCGCGUCCGGGCUCAGCCGCAAGGCCUUUCGCAGCGGCCGCUUCCUCACCGGCUUCAACGCCCUCCGACGAAACCCGGGCAACACCCCAGGUUUCCGGUUCUUGGCCGUCCUCGCAAACGCCGGCGAAAUGGUCUACUUCUUCUUCGACCACAUUCUGUGGCUGUCGAGGAUUGGGACUCUGGACGCCAAGUGGGCGAAGAAGAUGAGCUUUGUGUCGGCGUUCGGUGAGUCUUUUGGCUACGUUUUCUUCAUAAUAUCCGACUUCAUUUUAAUCAAGCAGGGAAUACAGACCGAGAGAAAGCUUGUUCAUGGUUUGGAUAAUAAGGAAGAUAAUAAAGAUGUGAGUGAGAGAAUAAGGAAGAUUAAGGUGGAUAGAGUUAUGAGAUUAAUGGCGGUGGCGGCUAAUGUUGCGGAUUUGAUAAUUGCUUUGGCUGAAAUUGAGCCUAAUCCUUUCUGUAAUCAUGCUGUUACUCUUGGAAUUAGUGGGUUGGUCUCUGCUUGGGGUGGUUGGUACAGGAAUUGGCCCUCUUAAACAAAAUAAAAAAGGGAAAUUAAUUUGAACUCGUUUUAUAAGGAGUAUUACUUUCUCAAAUUUUGACGUGUUUGAUAUAUAUUAAUUAAGAGCUUCCUUGCGAUCUGAUGAAUGACUUCCACCACAAACCACAGUCCAAUAUGCAAUUAUGCAGAUGUUUAUGU